AUGUCUGUUACUAUCACUGAAAGAAUCACCACUGUGCUGAGACACUAUGAAGUGGACCUCGUGUUUGGGAUAGUAGGGAUCCCUAUUGUGACGCUUGCCAACGAGUUCAUUACCCAUGGGAUCAGGUUUGUGUCCUGUAGGAAUGAGCAGUCCGCUUCGUACGCUGCGUCUGCGUAUGGUUACUUAACUGGGAAACCCGGUGUGUUGCUCGUUGUUGGGGGCCCCGGGUUGAUCCACUCGCUCGCCGGAGUGUAUAACUCCAUCAACAACAGGUGGCCCCUCAUCGUCCUCGCCGGCAGUAACGACCACGGCCACGACCAGUACAGGGGAGCAUUCCAAGAACUGGACCAAAUUUCACUGUUGAAACCGUACGUCAAGUUCAGUGGUAAGCUCACCGAGGGGAACGUCGACCACGUCCUGUUCAGCGCGUACAAUAUUGCGCUCCAGGGGACGAAGGGAGUCACGUACGUCGAUAUCCCCGGUAAUCUGAUCGAGACUCAAGCGGUCUGUGCCGGGACUCCCGGGUUGCUACCGCCCGUGCCGCAGCCCAUAAAGUGUUCUCCGGACCCGCAUACGGUCAAGAGAGUAGCGAGUUUGAUACUGGAGAACCGGGACAAGAAGGUGUUGGUGGUUGUUGGGAAGGGUUCGCAGGGUGCAUUUGCCGCAGUACGGCGGUUCAUCGAUGAGUUCAAUUUCCCGUUCCUUCCAACACCGAUGGGCAAGGGUGUUGUCCCUGAUGAGCACGAGUUGAACGUCUCUAGUGCUCGGUCGUACGCUUUGGCGCACGCGGGCAUCGUGUUGAUCAUGGGUGCGAGACUGAACUGGAUCCUGCACUACGCGGGACCGCCCAAGUGGAACCCGAACGCGGUGUUCAUACAGUGCGACAGCAACGGCGAGACAUUGGGCCAGAACAACCAGUACCACGCGGGCCUCUCCCUCUUCGGGGACAUCGAGUACACAGUGGAGGCACUCUCCAACGAACUACGGUCCGCUGGUGGGGGGGACUACCGCUACGGAGGGUUGUCUUCCAGCAUACAAGAGAAGAUCCACAAGAACGAGCAGCGGUUGCGGGAUUCAGAACACGCCGUUCCCGAGGAGUCCUCACCGCCCCAUGUACUCAACUACAACCGUGUGUACGGGAUAAUCAGACCGCUUCUGGAGCAAGACCGUACUGUUCUCGUCACUGAGGGCGCCAACACGAUGGACAAGGCGCGGGUGUCGUUCCCCGCGUCUACACCCUUUUCGAGGCUCGACGCGGGGACCAACGCGACGAUGGGUGUUGGUCUCGGGUACGCAAUGGCCGCGAAGCUGUCUUCUGGCGCGGCAAGGGACGUCGUGCUGAUCCAGGGCGACUCUGCGUUCGGUUUCUCCGGGAUGGAGCUCGAAACGCUCGUGCGGUUCCAGGUGGGCGUCGUCGUGAUGAUCAUGAACAAUUCCGGGAUAUACCACGGGAACGGCGUUGGAUUGUCUACGAAACUGAGCGAGCAGUGCCGGUACGACGUCAUGGCGCGCGGGCUCGGGUGCCGGGCGCACCUGGUGACUACCGGCGAGGAGCUUACGUCCCGGUUCACCCAGGCACUACGCGAUGCAAGAGCCAACAUCACAACGGUGCUGAACGUGAUUAUCGAGCACGGGUCCAGCACACAAGUCGCAUUCGCCUGGCAGAACAAGCCCCGGAUGUGA
Molecule: messenger RNA, 1683 nt
Organism: Huiozyma naganishii CBS 8797
Lineage: Eukaryota; Fungi; Ascomycota; Saccharomycetes; Saccharomycetales; Saccharomycetaceae
Gene: PXP1
Product: putative indolepyruvate decarboxylase family protein
Exons: 1
Coding region: 1-1683 (560 amino acids)
Biological process (GO): fatty acid alpha-oxidation
Cellular component (GO): peroxisome
Molecular function (GO): catalytic activity; magnesium ion binding; thiamine pyrophosphate binding
Source: RefSeq, a predicted model, not a curated record